Messenger RNA from Penicillium riverlandense, 375 nucleotides. RefSeq names its product H(+)-transporting V1 sector ATPase subunit F. The transcript is spliced from 5 exons. Gene Ontology annotation, biological process: proton transmembrane transport. The record is from RefSeq and is a predicted model, not a curated record. Gene Ontology annotation, molecular function: proton-transporting ATPase activity, rotational mechanism. Gene Ontology annotation, cellular component: proton-transporting V-type ATPase, V1 domain; fungal-type vacuole membrane. The coding region runs from base 1 to 375 and encodes 124 amino acids. NCBI's taxonomy places the organism in Eukaryota, Fungi, Ascomycota, Eurotiomycetes, Eurotiales, Aspergillaceae.
AUGGCGGCAUCGGCCGCUUCAUACAAGGACCGGCAAUUCCUGGCCGUCAUUGGCGACGAAGACUCCGUCACCGGGCUUCUGCUUGCAGGUAUUGGGCACGUCACCGAUCCGCCGGAUUCCCAGCGAAACUUCCUCGUUGUCGAUUCCAAGACCGAGACCUCGGAGAUUGAGCGCGCCUUUGAGAACUUCACACAGGAGCGGAAAGACAUCGCUGUUGUCCUGAUCAAUCAGCAUAUCGCGGAACGUAUCCGUCACAGCGUCGACUCAUUCGCCGACCCCUUCCCUGCUGUGCUGGAGAUCCCCAGCAAAGAUCACCCCUACGAUCCGGAGAAAGACAGCGUGCUCAAGCGGGUGCGACGACUCUUUGGCGAGUAA